This is a messenger RNA of Hemibagrus wyckioides, 5542 nucleotides long. It is a transcript of the gene zbtb25, whose product is annotated as zinc finger and BTB domain containing 25. Gene Ontology annotation, biological process: regulation of transcription by RNA polymerase II. The record is from RefSeq and is a predicted model, not a curated record. The transcript has 3 exons. Gene Ontology annotation, cellular component: nucleus. Lineage: Eukaryota; Metazoa; Chordata; Actinopteri; Siluriformes; Bagridae. Gene Ontology annotation, molecular function: protein binding; RNA polymerase II cis-regulatory region sequence-specific DNA binding; DNA-binding transcription factor activity, RNA polymerase II-specific. Bases 1229 to 2410 code for a protein of 393 amino acids.
ACGCCUUCAACAAACACUUCAUCAAGAAACUGAAUCCAUGCAUGCUUAAGAUCAACUAAUAAACUUUGUUGUCAGUUGCAUGUGUAUUUGUCUUAACCGGUUUGUUCGGUUACUUGCACGCUAUAUAAUAUCAAGAAAGGUUUAAACACCUGGAGGAGGUGACAUUAGAGUAUUAAUAAGGGUCACACAACAGGUGGAAUCAUGCAUUUCGUCACUUAUGACACAAUAAGUGAACUCUAUACCUCCAUAGUUACAGGUGAUGAACAAACAAACUAGUGAGUAGUUUGUGCACAGUAGCCAGUUCCAUAGCUAGCUAACUAACGUGCUAAUCAUAUCAUUCGAAUCAGAAAAAAUGGACAGACAGCUAUGGACUACGGCGAUGCCAGUGUUUGUUGUUGAUAACCUCCUGUGUCUGAUACAGCAGGCGUGUUUUUCCGUCACCGAACAAACACAGAUGAAGAAAUAAGUUACUGUGCGUGUGCAAAUAUUGCAUAUAAUGCGUAUUGUCCUGUCUUCUGUCCAUCCCCCUCACUCAUAAACAAUGUUCAUGUAGUGAGUAUGGGGCAGCGUGAUUCCAGCCCCAAUGGGCCUCAAUGAGUUCCUUGAUUAGUUGUUCACCUCUACAUGCAGUACAAUCUCGGAAAAGCUAAAAGGGGCGGUACCACAUGACACGUUUUCUAGUCACAACAAACAUGUCUUGUAAUAAUGACAUGUUCGACUCUUGUUUACUCGUAACUACGACAUUCUUUCUUGUAACUACGACAUGUAACAAGGUGUUACGUGUUCCUGUAACAGCGAGACGUGUUACAACAAUAGAAUCUUAUUCUGAAUAGUUAUCAUUUUCCCCCAAACCUGUUACAAAUAUUCAUUGUUUAUUUAGAAUAUUCAUAUUAAUGUUUGCUGUAAUAUGCAUAUAAAGUGCCAUAUAUUUUCCAGCCCUUGUGCAUUUAUAUUACAUAUAUAGUACAUUAUAUAUUUAUAUUUAUGUACCAUGUUUAAGUCUUUGUAAUGGUGAAUUGUUCGGAAAUCCUUCCUCACAAAAAUCUUCAGACAUAAAGCGUUUCGUUUUUGCUAAAGCGUUGUGUAUGGGCACAUCACGGUCACGUGACCAAGACGUCAGUCGCUCAGGAAGGACCGUCAAGAGGAUUUUUUUUUCCCCUGCAGGAAAAUAACACGGGAGAGAGGAAAAAAAGCAGAUUGCGCGGUGCGGCGGUUAAGAAGGGGCAUCAUGGAUGUGUCCGGCCACAGCCUUUUCCUCCUGCAGCAGCUCAAUGUCCAAAGGGAGUUUGGUUUCCUGUGUGACUGCACGGUUGCCAUUGGCAACGUGUACUUCAAGGCCCAUCGAGCAGUGCUGGCUGCUUUCUCCAACUACUUCAAGAUGAUCUUCAUCCACCAGUCCAGCGAGUGCAUUAAGAUCCAGCCCACCGACAUCCAGCCAGACGUCUUCAGCUACCUGUUGCACAUCAUGUACACAGGCAACGGCCCCAAGCAGCCUGUGGAUCAGGGUCGGUUACAGGACGGGAUCAAGUUCCUCCACGCGUACCAGCUGUGCCACAAAGCGAGCGACAGUGGAUCUGACGCCUCCUCGGACCCCAUCCGCAUAUCCAACCUGUACGGCAUCCAGAUCUCCUCCCAGCUGGGCACUAAAGACUCCCCAGGCAUGAAGGCUAGCGGGGCAAGGGAAUCCGAGGAUAGGCGAUGUGGCUCGCGUGGACGUCCGCUGCCAGCUUUAGCAGGGAUCGAAGGGCACACCUCGGAGCACCAGUCCCUGAGCCUGCGCGCCAUCACCUCAGGGGACGAGUGCGACAUCUUGGCACGGAUCAAACAGGAAGAGGAGGAGCCGGAUGAAGGUGAGGAACCACGAGCACCUGCGUCUCUGCCUUCGACCCAGGGCAGCCCAUGCCAGGCUGGUGGUUUUAAGGACCCUCUGGCGCUGCUGUGUCCUCAAUGUGGAGAACGAUGCCUCUCUCCUGAGGGACUACAGGAACAUCUUUUCACCCAUGCUGCAUGCGCCCUCAUGGAAGGACCUUCCGAAGACAGCAGGGGGGACGUUAAAGGGCCCACGGAAGAGCGACAGUGCCACGCUCUAGCAGACGAGCUGGCGUCAGAGAUAAGGCGUGGCACAACAGGCACAGGGAGUCCACCUGCAGGCUUCACGCGUAAAAGAAAGAUGGCAUGUGCAGUCUGCAACUUGCGCUUUUCACAGAAGAGCCAGCUGCAGGAGCACAUGUUCGCUCAUGUGGGCAAACCGCUACGUCAACACCGUUACGGCCGCUUCGGUGGACCACUGAUCCAUCCCAGCGAGGGAACGUCGGAAAUCGAUGAAGUUGCCCAGGAUAAUGGCAGCUCAUGCUACUCGCUGGACUCAGAAGUCUCUCAUGAGAGUGUAGAUGCUGUGGCGGUGGAAUGACGCCUUCUGUAACGUAAUGGACAUGUUCCCUGUGCAUUCUUAACACACCCUUGUAAAUUUCAACUUCUGACUUAAUUUAGUAACCACUAUGUCCCACAAGUAAUUCUUCUCGUCUAUGGAGCGACAUUGGUUUUCUAAUAAGUCAGUUAGCUAGCUAGCAUGCUAAUUACCGAGCUAGCUUCUUAACUAGAUGUUAGAUUUAUAUAUAGAUGGAUCUGUACAUAGGAAAAUGUAUAUUUUUCAAUUCUCCACCAUCCAACUAAAAUCAAAAUCUUCUACUACAAAGUUUGAAUAACUGACAGGAUUUGUCUUCUUAAUCUUUUAGCUAGCUAGCACACACAAGGCAGGACUUUUAAUUUGGAUUUUUUUAAAAAUAAAUAUUUAUACUGGAACUGAAAGCUAGCUAGCAGGGUAGCUAAUAUGAGAUAACCUGACAGGAUUUUUAAAUAACAUUCAUAAUCUUAACUGCUAACUCGAGCCAGCUCGCUAAAAUGAGACAACCUGAAAGGAUUUCAUGAAGAAUUUCAAAGUGCAUUUCUAAAUGUUUAACAACUUCCACUGUUAAUGUUAGCUAACAUUCUGAUUUGCUGAAAUAAUCUUCACUGCUAAUGCUAGUCAUCUAGCUAAAAUGAGCUAACCUGACAGGAUUUCACAAUAGCAUGUAGCCGAAUAUUUAGAAUUUUCUCUGCCAAUAUUAGACAGCAAGCUAACACAGGCUAACCUGACUGGAUUCCUGAAAGAAUUCUGAAGUGAAAUUAAUAUUUUUUCUGCUAACUGAGUAGCUGAAGUCAUAUUUCCAGACUAAAAAGAUUAAAAAAUAUUCCUAAUCUUCACAGUGACAUGAUUACUGACAGGUAGUUUAAGUCGCAUUCAAAUUUCCUCUGGUAAUAUUAGGCAGCUAGCUAGCAUGGGCUAACCUGACUGGAUUUCUGAGAGAAUUUCGAAGUAAUAUUUAUAAUUUUUCUGCUAACUGAGUAGCUGAAGUCAUAUUUCUGGAAUAAAGAUUAAAAAAAAUAUUCCUAAUCUUCACAUUGACAGGAUUUCUGACAGGAAUUUUACGUCAUAUUCUAAUUUUCUCUGCUUAUAGUAGACAGCUAGCUAACACAGGCUAACCUGACUGGAUUCCUGAGAUAAUUUUGAAGUAUUAUUUAUAAUUGUUCUGCUAACUGAGUAGCUGAAGUCAUAUUUCCAGACUAAAAAGAUUAAAAAAUAUUCCUAAUCUUCACAGUGACAGGAUUUCUGACAGGAAUAUUACAUUAUAUUCUAAUUUCCUCUGCUAAUAUUAGGCUGCUAGCUAACAUGAGCUAACCUGAUCACAUUUCUCUCAGGAUAUUUGACUGCUAAUGCUUUAUUCUUUAGCGAACCUGACAGGAUAUGUAAGAAAACGUUGACCAGUGCACAGUUAACAGUAUUCCUGUCCCACGGAAAACAAACAGUACAAAAAAAUACCACAUAAAAUACUAGCUUUACGAGGAAAAUCUCCAAUUAAGGCAUGAUUAGAACACAGGAAGUUGACAGGGGUGUGUUUAAAAUGUUUGGAAAAUGUUUGACCUCAGACUUCAUGUCCUGUCUCCUGUUUAAAAAGCUCCAUCCGUGUGUUUCUUUUCUCUUGUGUUGAUGGAUUUUUGUGUUGGUGUGUAUGUUACAUUGUGGACAUUUGUAGAUUAAUCUGAUCGGUCAGCGCUGGAAUAAUCAGACCAAACCUUUAACCUAUUUAACGCUCCACAUUUUAACAGCAGAGGACGUCGCUAUGAGCUAGCGCUCCAAAAGAGCCGACUAUCUUGAAUGACUGACACCUAUAUGCGUAGGUGUAUUAAACACCUCUCCAGAAGCCCCGCCCCCUUUCCUUAAUCUUUUGCUUUCCUAUAGUUUUAGCCCUUUCUUUCGAUCCCGACUCGGAUUUUCUGGCUUGAAAAUCGCUCCGAUGCUCCGUCCUCACUUUCCGUCAUGAUAAAUCUAGAAUGUUUUCAGUUUAUUACAGCGGAAUCAAAUGAUUAGACCAAGUUGAAGGAAGCAAAUUUGUGCCUGAAGAAGAUUAAACAGAUCUAUGGCGUGUCACAUUGAACACUUUUUUAAAUCGUUUUAAUGCCAGAGAUGAUUAGAAAGUUUAACGCUGAGACAAUUCACACCAUGAGACAUGUUAGACAAGCAGUUUGUUAAAGGACCAUAUUAAAAACCUUGUUUGUUUGUUUUCCUCUUGGGGCUCGGCAGGUUUGUUGCGUUACGUUUUCUGGAGUGUUUUAAAUGAAUCUAAUCCAGCACAGCAAAGCACAGAUGAUGGAUUAUAAUCCAUCAUAAUUAAUUCAAUUAAAUAAUCAGAAUUGUGUGUGUGUGUGUGUGUAGCGGUGAGUGGAUUUAAACACUUCUGAACAAAUUUAGGCAUAGAAACUAAACAAACACAAACCCAUACAAUCGAAGUCAGUGCCUUAGACGUAUUCGCGAUUUUGAAACUAAAAGCACUUAAAGUGUCGCAUCAAUCAGAAAAAAAUGAACAGAAACGUUUUUCGGAAUGAUUUUUACACACUCUGUGUUUUUGUUGGGUUCGUCAGUGUGAUCAUGUUCUAGUCUAGUGCCUGAUUUUUAUCAAUAGAACGUGUAGAAAACUGGUGCUUCAUGAAAAUCCUGUCAUUCCUGCUGAAAGAGAUGGAGGUUUUUUGCUCUGUAAUGGAGUCUAAUGUGGGCUCUAAAAGCAAAUGUUUUGUCCCUAAUGGUUUCUGAUGACUUUUCUCCUUUUAUUCGAAUGAUCAUCAUCUAAACACAAAGGAAUGUCAAAAUUUAACAGAAAUUGUUCAAGAUUUUUUAGUGUUAUUUGGCUCUUUGGCAGGGACACGAGCUCACAGCAGAUGCGAAAGUCCAUAAAGAUUCGACUUGUCACUUUUUUGCGUAACUGGAAUAAUAAUGAGGAAAUAAUUAACUCUAAGGGUUAAAGGUCAUGAGGAUCGAUCUUUCUGUGCCUCGGAAGACAGAAAGCGUUCAUGAUAGAAUUUUUAUGUAGGGGGAAAAAAUGGAAAAAAAAGCACUUGUGGUUAAAGGUCACCAUACUGUGAUGAAUAAAUGAAUCUUGUGAAAAACUCCGGGUUAAUUUUUGUGUACUUACUGUGUUGGUAGUAUUCUUUUUCAAUAAAGGUUUGA